AUGGUUGAGCCUAACCAAGUAGGUGAUGCCGACUUGGCCUCUAAAUCUAUUCCACGGAGAAAACCACCCAAACAACGACAUAACCGACCUGUAACUCAUGCUCUCGACGAAGAUGUAGAGAAGGAAAAAAUUGUUGGUACGCUAAGCACGCAAAAACAGGCAGUCGUUUCCAAGGCGUCUGAUGAUGAAUCGAACUUUGAGGAUGCGCUGGAAGGGGAGUCUUCGGCCAGCGAGGCUCAACUCCAACCGAUUCCUGAACGGCAACGUCAGAUUAUUCGGAAUAAACAAUUUCGUAACGAGGACGAGGAUCGCGACGUGGCCGAGGGUGAAGAUGUCCCCGUCGCUGCUGAACGCCAGAGACUGAGACGAGGCCGACGCGGCCAGCAAACGUUCAUUCAGUCAAACACGAUUGAAAAUGCUGGGAGAACAGUCGGACAGUCCAGCGAAUUGGUGCUCAAUAGAACUGACGGCGUGGUGGGAACGAUUACGGAUACGAGUGGACGAGUUCUCGGGAGGCCGUCAGAGAAAAAUGAACAGCUAAAGAAGGAGGAUGAUGAACAGUUGAGAUUGCGGUUGGAUCUGAACCUGGACUUGGAGGUUCAGCUGAAAGCGAAGAUCUCCGGAGAUCUGACGCUCACAUUAUUGUUAGUAUCUGCCCCUGCUCACAAUGAGUUCGGAUAUUCAUUGCUGACUGAGUAA
Molecule: messenger RNA, 699 nt
Organism: Aspergillus lentulus
Lineage: Eukaryota; Fungi; Ascomycota; Eurotiomycetes; Eurotiales; Aspergillaceae
Source: RefSeq, a predicted model, not a curated record